AUGGAAGAGGGUCAGGGGCGUCCCGUUCGUCUCCUGUGCCGCACACAAAAUUUCGACUGGUCUGGGAACAGCGACACUGUUGUAACCAAAAUCGACACUCCAAACGGGCACACUCUGAUAAGCCUGAACUCCGAGCGCAGUGUAGAAGAAGCUCCAGAAGCCAUGCUGGAGGCAGCAGUAGACAGCCCAGGCUGCUCUCCUGUUUCAGUGGAACAGAAGCCCUUGGUGAAUAAUGGAUCAGGCGUACUAGAUGGAAACACAAAAGAGUUAACGGUGCACAGAGAAGACAGGGAGCCAUGCUCCUGCUCCUCUCCCUCACCUUCUAGCAGCCCCACUCCCCCUCACUUCAAACGCAAUCCCUACCGCACCAAGACUAGCAUGCAGGGUGAUGUCUACAAUUUCCUAGAGAGACCUGCAGGCCUGAAAUGCUUCCUCUAUCACUUCCUGGUGUUCCUCAUGGUGCUCAUAUGUCUCAUCUUCAGUGUGCUCUCCACCACUGAGCAGUAUGCCGAAUUUGCCACUGGGACACUAUUCUGGAUGGAAAUUGUGCUGGUGGUGUUUUUUGGUACGGAGUAUGCUGUGCGUCUGUGGUCAGCAGGCUGCAGGAGCAAAUAUGUGGGCGUCACAGGCAGACUACGCUUCAUCCGAAAACCCAUCUCCAUCAUUGAUCUGAUAGUGGUGGUUGCCUCUGGUGUAGUACUUAGCGUAGGAUCAAAUGGACAAGUUUUCGCCACCUCUGCAAUAAGGGGAAUCCGCUUCUUACAGAUUUUGCGCAUGCUCCAUGUGGAUCGUCAGGGAGGCACAUGGAGACUACUGGGAUCUGUAGUCUUUAUUCAUCGACAGGAGUUGAUAACGACACUGUAUAUUGGCUUCCUGGGUCUGAUCUUCUCCUCGUAUUUUGUGUAUCUGGCGGAGAAAGACACAGUGGAUGAGGAGGGGAAGACAGGCUUCAUGAGUUAUGCAGAUGCUCUCUGGUGGGGCGUUGUCACUGUGACCACAAUAGGCUAUGGAGACAAAGUUCCUCAGACCUGGAUAGGGAAGACCAUUGCCUCCUGUUUUAGUGUGUUUGCUAUCUCCUUCUUUGCUCUGCCAGCGGGUAUUCUGGGUUCAGGAUUUGCGCUGAAGGUGCAGCAGAAACAGAGACAGAAGCAUUUCAAUCGUCAAAUCCCAGCUGCUGCAUCACUAAUACAGACGUUGUGGCGAUGUUACGCAUGUGAGAAGCCCAAUGGCUGUCCAGCUACAUGGAAAAUAUACGUGCUGAUGGGUGACUACAUCCCAGUUAUAAACUCUGAGAACUCCAGUCCUGGAAACUUCAGAAAAGUUAGACUGUCUAUAGUAAGUCACUGUAAUGUAAACCUCUACACACUGCUGUAUGAACAGAACAGACGAUACAGGCGGAGGCUGAAGUCCACACGCGAUAAUGGUUCUCUGGGAACUUCAGGAGAAAAAUCUUUGUCUAUACCUCAGAUCACUUAUGACCAUAUAGACGACAAGGAGGACAAGCGAGAGGUGCCUUUCUUCUUAGAGGAAUCUACAGGCAUCACGAAGAUCUUCAGACAGACAGGUGAGCCUCAUAUCUCACACUCAUGGCCUUCUUUCAAUCUGACCUGUCCUGCUUCUCCAGUUAGAAAAAAGCUGGAGGGACCUCCUGAUAUCUCACCCACCAGCAGCCUAGUGGAUGACAUGGACUUUGCCAGUGAAUAUAUCCCACUCCCCAUGGUGACAGAUGCUUCACAGCUUACCCAUGUGCAUCGACAUGCAAUCAAGGUCAUAAGGAGGAUGCAGUAUUUCGUAGCUAGACGGAAAUUUCAGCAAGCGAGGAAACCCUACGACGUGAGAGACGUGAUCGAGCAGUAUUCCCAGGGCCACCUGAACAUGAUGGUCCGCAUUAAAGAGCUCCAGAGACGGAUGGAUCACACAUUGGGAAAGCCAGGAAUGUUCCUGCCAGAAAAAGGCAUGGAGAAAGAGUACUGCACUAUUGGAGCCAGGUUAACCAGACUGGAAGAUAGGGUGGUUCAGAUGGACCACAAACUGGAGAGUGUCCUGAAGAUCCUGAUGGAUCAGUUCCAACUCGAACCAGAGCUGCUUCAGAAACCAAGCCACUGCAGCUCCCGCUUAAUGAAACGCCAGAGUGGCAGCAUGAAGAAAGGACAAUGAGAGCAACAGAAAGCAGGCAAGAUUGGAAGACAUCUUUUAAUAAGGAAUGUGGAAACUGUAAUGUCCAUAUGGAAACUUGAUAAUAAACCGGCCAAGCUAGCAAGAGAGUUUCGCUUCCAAUGUGUCUUCCAAAGACAACAUGCAAUGUGUUCAACACUUUACUAGCUUGCAGCAUAGGGAAGUCAUUCAGAGUUCCCUCCUUAUUUGAUUUCCAUCACUUUAGUUAUUAAAGAUGGAUAGCUGAAAAUCCUGCUAUUUUGGAAGAAGAAAAAUCUCUGAUUCAAAAUAUGCUACAUGGACUCAUGUCAAGAGAACGAUUGUGAUCUUAAACUACUGCAGCACAAGGGGAGAGUGAUAGAGUUUAUUCAUCCCACAUGUUAAUGUGCACGUUAGUAAGUGUGAACACGUUUUGCAUGAGUUAGAUUCACCACUGAUAAAUAGAUAUGGCAGAGAUAAUCAAAACAGCGAAACGCUGCUGAUGGGGUUUAAUGGACUUAAAUGGAAUGUAAGAAAGGAAGAGGGAGAGCUGUUUGAGGUUGUGGACUCAGUAAGCAGUGCCAAGGCUUUCAACAGCCUAUUCAUUUUACAAUUUCACCGGAUUACUCCCAUUAAGUAUGUGAUUAUUUUUUCUCGCUCUAGCUAUUUGAAUGCAAAACUUCUGGUAAAGGUGAGGUGGCUAGAUGCCAGAUGCCAGCAUUUGAUGAAAGGAAAAUACAGUAAAAAGUAGAUUUGCUUUCAGUAACCGCAAGCAGAAAUAACAGAGUGAGGGAGAACAGAGAGAUAAGGUGCUUGCACUCCAUUCACAAGUCACGCUCAUCUGUUGGCACCUUGCCUGGCACAGAACAAAUAGGUCUGUGGUUUUGCUUUUUAAUGUGUUAAUUAAACAUGUUCUUUUAUCACAGGGUUCAUAGAGAGAAGAGAGCUCGAAGAAGGCGAAAGUUAGUGUAAGAGGAGCGUUUUUUCUUUUUCUUUUAGGCUUUUUUUUCCAGAUCACUCAUGAAAAUAAAUGAGAGCACAAUUCAAACUGUGAUUAUCUCACACUGCUCUGUAUUGUUUUAUAACUAAUGUACAUAAUGUAGCAUUGGCUCAUUACAUUUCUGCCAUGACUAUCACCAGGAUCUAUUAAUGUAAGAAGAA
Molecule: messenger RNA, 3294 nt
Organism: Ictalurus punctatus (channel catfish)
Lineage: Eukaryota; Metazoa; Chordata; Actinopteri; Siluriformes; Ictaluridae
Gene: kcnq1.2
Product: potassium voltage-gated channel, KQT-like subfamily, member 1.2
Exons: 19
Coding region: 1-2157 (718 amino acids)
Biological process (GO): transmembrane transport; potassium ion transport
Cellular component (GO): membrane
Molecular function (GO): voltage-gated potassium channel activity
Source: RefSeq, a predicted model, not a curated record